UGACCGUCACGGUGACACAACUCCUACAACAACAAAAGGACAAACCCGCCAUACCAUUUUCACGCUCACUUUUCCUACUUCACGACAGUCAUGGACAACUAUCCAAAAUAUGUUCCAAGUUCUCCUUAUUCUUCACCGUAUUCCAACGAUGUUCAUCAAAGCGCUCGCCGAAUAUCCCGUACUCCUAGCCCAACUCCCAGCGAGAUCCAGGCCCUCAAUCAGAAGGGGUUCUUCAAUUGGAAGUCCAUGUUCGAUAGAAAGAAGAUGUGGUCAAAGAAACGGAUCAUUAUUUAUAUUGCUCUUACUCUCGCCGCCGUUGGCGGUGCCCUCUUCAUAUUCUAUCAUGACCAAAUUGUACAUGCCAUUCAACCCGCUGCCAAUUGGAUGCACAACUUCAAGUUUGGAUGGAUAAUCCCCAUAGCCGUAUUCUUUGUCAUAUCAUUCCCUCCACUCUUCGGACACGAGAUACUGGCUAUCGUAUGUGGUCUCGUAUGGGGCGUGUGGGUUGGUUUUGGCAUAGUAGCAGCUGGCACUUUCAUCGGUGAAGUUGGAAACUUCUACGCUUUCAGAUACCUCUGUUCAGCUCGGGGUCAGAAGAUAGAGAAAGGCAAUGUCAUUUACUCCUCUUUGGGAAGAGUCGUCCGUGAGGGUGGUUUCAAGAUUGCAUUGAUCGCGCGUUACAGCGCUAUCCCGCCUCACUUUACCACUGCAAUAUUCGCAGUAUGUGGCAUGAAUAUCUUUGUUUUCAUGUUGGCUGCGGCCCUCUCUAUGCCAAAGCAGUUCAUAACUGUGUACAUCGGAACUUUGUUGGAAAGUAGUGCCACCUCCACCGCCACUUCGAAGAACAAGAUCAUCAGUGAUGUCGUCGGUGUUGUCACCGUACUGGUCACCAUCGCUGCCAUGUGGUACAUCACCAGACAAAUAAACCGUGUCAAACCACAGAUCGUAUACGAGCGCCGCAAAGCCCGCCAAGCGAAAUUGGACGCCGAGAGCGAAUCAUUGUAUCAAAACGGCGGCGCGAACACUUCUACCGUGUUCAACACCUCAGAUACCACUCUCCCACUCAAUUCAUUCUCAAACACACCAUACGAUCCUCCCUAUCAGCAAUGGGACAGCGAAGGCCGCGCCGUAGGAUAUGCCCCAGACCCACGCAUACACGCGCCUCAACCCAAGAAACCUGAGAACCCAUUCCCCGGUGAUAUGACGCCCACGCUGGGAACCAAACCCCUUCGCCAAGAAAGCACGGAUACCGUUGGAUGGGAGCUACAGGCUAACGCGGCGCAGGGCCAGAGUUACAGGUUGAGCGCGAUCGCUCCUGAGCCGUUACGGAAUCCGUACGGGGGUGAUGGUGAGAUGAAUUCCGAGUCAAUUGUUCCGUCGUAUCCACCCCCGCCUCCUGCUGGACUGCCACCGCCGUCUGGUGGUGGUAUUGCUGCAUAUGCGCCGCCGCCUGGUCCUCCGCCUGGUGCUGGAUAUGCGUUCAGUGCGCCGGGGCAUAGUUUUGCGGGAUCAAGUUCGCCGCCUCUGCCUGGUUAUGCGGCGCGGCAGUAGUUUGUUUGCGGUGGUAAGGAGGCGUGUAUGGACAUUUUUAUCACUGGGCUGGUAUCAGUCUUUCCCCCUGGCUGUUGUGAGCCUCUUCACCCCUCUAGCUAUUACCAGCCUUCACCCUAUGGCUAUCAUCAGCCUCCGUCACUCGUUUGUUCGAUUUCUUUUUCAUCCACAUUACUAUUACUCGAUUUGUGUUCUUAUAAACCCCAUGUGUGCGAUAAAUUACAAGAGUAUGUUAUAGCUAUAAGUACUUGAUACUUGGAUAGGUUGGAUACAGUAUACCCUUUCUCUGAGCGGGUUGACACUAUCGAAACGGUGAAUUCAAUGUCAACCCAUAUUCAACAUCGUUGUAAGUAGUCGCUUGUUUGCUUCAGUUAGGGCAAUCAAUAUC
This is a messenger RNA of Suillus clintonianus, 1939 nucleotides long. RefSeq lists its product as uncharacterized. The coding region runs from base 91 to 1551 and encodes 486 amino acids. The record is from RefSeq and is a predicted model, not a curated record. The transcript has 8 exons. Lineage: Eukaryota; Fungi; Basidiomycota; Agaricomycetes; Boletales; Suillaceae.